AUGGGGCUGUUGCCUCCGCAGACACUUGUGUUGCUGUCUGUCGUCGUGUUUUCUGCCACAGGCGUGGGAGCUUCCAGAAGGCCGUACAGAGACGCUCGAAGUUACGACUUCGUGGUGGUGGGUGCGGGAUCCGCUGGGGCCACUCUAGCCAGCAGAUUGAGCGAGAACCCUAACUGGACGGUGUUGCUGCUGGAGGCGGGGUCCGAGCUUCCGCACUGGACCCAGGUGCCCGGCCUGACGGGCCUCUCGGUGGCCCCGCCGCACAUCUGGGAGUUCCGCACGCAGCCCCAGACCAGCGCCUGCCGCGGGGAGAAGCACGACCGCUGCCACAUCGCCACGGGACGCGCCGUGGGCGGCACCAGCGCCAUCAACAACAUGAUCUACAUGCGCGGACACAGGGAUGAUUUCGAGAACUGGGCGGCUAUGGGAAACAAAGGACGGUCGUAUGACGAAGCGCUGCCCUUCUUCAAAAAAUCGGAGGAUCUGCGCUCGGAAGCCAUCUGGCGGCUUCCAGAUGCAGCAAAGUAUCACAACCGCGGCGGACCGCUCACAGUCAGCUCCCUGGAGUACCGUUUUCCAGCACUGCAGGCAUUGCAGCAAGGAGUAAUUCUCUCCAACAUGAGUGUUGUAACUGACUUUACCGACAACACAAUGGUAGGUUAUGGAUAUUGCCAUGGAACAGUGAGAGCGGGACGACGUUGCAGCACUGCAAAAGCAUUUCUCGAGCCGGCGAGCAGACGAACGAAUCUACAUAUAAAGCAGAGAGCUUUGGUAACCAGGGUACUGAUAGACGUCAGCACCAAGGCGGCCUACGGGGUGCAAUAUGUGGAGCACGGCAGAACGAAAGUAGUCAGAGUAUCUCGCGAAAUCAUUCUGUCUGCUGGGGCGUUCGGUUCACCAAAGAUACUCAUGCACUCUGGAGUUGGAAGGCAGGAAAUUUUAAAGCCGCUGGGGAUUCCCGUUAUCCAGAACUCUAGCGUUGGCUGUAACUACCACGAUCACAUCCUCUACGAGGGCCUCGCGUAUGUCUUCGACUGCAGAAAUUUCGGAAGGGAGAGUCUGCUGAAGGACACGCUCAGGUACUACCGGAACAAAACCGGGCCAUUUUCUAACAUCCUCUGCAAUGGAUUUAUGGGCUUCUUGCAGACGAAGAAUGAGACCUCCAAGGGAAACAGGCCGAGCAUGCAAGUGUAUCACCAGUGCGCAGCACUAGGGAUCCCCGUGGGCGAUACUGUCCCAGUCAUCAUAUCAGCAACGACGAAAAUUGGUCGGCAGGCAGAGUGGAUACAAGUGUUAACGGAAACCGGGUGCAUGGUUACGCCAGUGUUGUUGCUUCUGCAGCCGCGCAGUAGGGGUUGCGUCGAGCUGCGAAGCGCGAACCCGCACGAUGAUCUGAUCGUCAGCGCCAACUACAUGACGCAACCCGAGGACAUGGAGACGUUACUGGAAGGCCUCCAGCAGGUGGUAGACGUCGGCCUGCGGACUCCUGGUGUACGAGGUGUUCGCCACGUACCACUGCAGCAGUGCUCCCACUACGGCGCACUCACUAAGGACUACUGGCGCUGCGCCAUGCCUUUCGUGACGUCAUCGGCUAUGCACCCGGUCGGCACUUGUGCCAUGGGCACCGGAAGUGACGCAGUCGUCGACCCGCAGCUGCGGGUGCGGGGUAUCUCUGCGCUGCGCGUCGUCGACGCCUCGGUCAUGCCAGCUAUCGUCAGCGGUAACACCAACGCACCAACAAUUAUGAUCGGCGAAAAGGCUGCAGAUAUGAUUGCUGAGACAUGGCGCGGACGAAACUGA
Messenger RNA from Schistocerca gregaria, 1800 nucleotides. RefSeq names its product glucose dehydrogenase [FAD, quinone]-like. The record is from RefSeq and is a predicted model, not a curated record. The transcript has 4 exons. The coding region runs from base 1 to 1800 and encodes 599 amino acids. NCBI's taxonomy places the organism in Eukaryota, Metazoa, Arthropoda, Insecta, Orthoptera, Acrididae. Gene Ontology annotation, molecular function: oxidoreductase activity, acting on CH-OH group of donors; flavin adenine dinucleotide binding.